Molecule: messenger RNA, 786 nt
Organism: Daldinia caldariorum
Lineage: Eukaryota; Fungi; Ascomycota; Sordariomycetes; Xylariales; Hypoxylaceae
Exons: 1
Coding region: 1-783 (260 amino acids)
Source: RefSeq, a predicted model, not a curated record
AUGGGGGACAAUCUUCCUCCUUUUCGAUCCACCAUUGAGGCGAGCGGUUUUCUUCUCACGCCCAUCCGCGUCGGCGCCCCGCGCCCCCCCGCCUUGCCCGUCAAAUGCAUCUACCCGGGAAACUAUCUCUGGGACGCGUUCCUCGUCCGUCAACGCGCUAUUAAGUAUAUCAUCAGCAACGUGAUGGAGACCCUCGACUUUGAGGUGGAGUUCUCGAUCGUCAUGACGCGUCCCGAGGUCGAGCACUCGUUCAGCUCCUUGACUCUCACGAUCCAGGCCGAGGCCAACACCAACAUGGUGUACGGCGAGCUCUGGGGUGAGGACACCAUCUACAAGGGAAGCAAGUGGCUGUACGUCGUGGACCAUGUUCGCAGCUUCCUCAAGUACGAUGGCCUGGGCUUCGUCACGGUCGAGAUGCAGGAGCGCGGCCUGCGCCGCGAGCGCCUUGACCCCUUCGUCAUGCGUGACAUGUGCUUCGAUGCACCCUUCUGUGACACGUUCAACCACGGCAUCAGCCAGGUCUACGAGGACGUUCACAACAUCUGCACCGACGACCUGCGCGUCGGAAUUCAUCUGAAAGAUCUAAGCAUCCGCGACGUCCAGUGGGUCCAUCGUCUCCCAGCCCCUCCCUUCCAUGCCCUUGUCAUGGAGUUCGACUGCGGUCUCGACGAGGAGUUGUGGUGGCCCCUGGAGGAGAAGAUUCGUCAGCGCCUUGACAGCGACGAUAAGGAUGAUCUGACCAUUCUCCCUAUCAUAUUCGCUUGGAAGAUCCCCAUUGAGUAAAGC